GGGUGGGAUAGAGAGACAUUUGGAGAAGGGAAAGUAAGGAGGAGGAGACAGAUCCGGAGAAAAAGUUUGAAAGAGAAGGAGAGACGUUCCAGUGGUCGGCUUGGUAGAAAGGGAAUAAGCGGAGGUUGAAACAGGAGACAGAAAACGGCACAAAGUCGGUGUGUGGGGAUUUUUACUUCUUCCGAGGAGCUGUUGGGCACGCGCCUGCUCCUGUGUGCGUUGUCGGGCGGAUUAGAUGAGGAUCACUUCACGAUGAGGAGCGACCCUGUUCUGUUCACGACCAGUAGGGCAGCAAUGGAGGAGCUGGUGUGUGAGCUUCGUCUGUUCCUGGACCUGCUGGACAGGGAGUAUCUGAGUGCCGGGGUCCGAGAGAAGAAGAUGCACCUAUCCAACAUCCUCCACAGAGUCCUCUCCGACAAAGAACCUUCAUUCAAGUCAGAGAUCCACAGUGGUCUACCGGCCCCACCUCAGAUGCCCCUCCCUGAGAUCCCUCACCCCUGGCUGCAGCCUGCAAACAACGGCCCUCCUCCACUGCCCAGCUCCUCUCUACCAGAAGGCUACUAUGAGGAGGCGGUUCCUUUAAGCCCUGGAAAGGCUCCUGAAUACAUCACCUCCAACUAUGACUCAGAUGCCAUGAGCAGCUCCUAUGAGUCGUACGACGAGGAAGAGGAGGAUGGGAAGGGCCAGAAGAUGCAUCACCAGUGGCCGUCUGAAGAGGCGUCCAUGGAUCUGGUGAAGGACGCCCGGAUCUGUGCAUUCCUGCUGCGCAAGAAACGCUUCGGCCAGUGGACCAAACUCCUCUGUGUCAUAAAAGAUAACAAACUGCUGUGUUACAAGUCUUCCAAAGACCACACCCCCCAAAUGGAGCUCACCCUGUCUGGCUGCAGCAUCACACACAUCCCCAAAGAUGGAAAGAAGAAGAAGCACGAACUGAAGAUCGUCCACCAGGGGGCAGACGCCCUGGUGUUGGCUGUGCAGAGCAAAGAACAGGCUGAGGAAUGGCUUAAGGUGAUGAGAGAGGUGUGUGUUAAUGGGAGCGUAGACUUGGAUGGAGCUGGAGCUGGAGCUGGAUCUGGAUCGCCUGUGCACAAACCUGAACUGGAAAAGAAGGCAUCAUGUGACAGGCCGAGCUCCGAUGGAGAGGCGGCGCAUGAGAAUGGACACAGUGACUGCAAAGAGCAAGGAAAAGGAAAGAAGAACUCAAAGUCAGAGCACAAGACAGGGACAGUGGGGAAAGGUGCAGGGAAGAAGAUCACUAAGAUCAUCGGGCUGGGUAAGAAGAAGCCGUCCACAGAUGAGCAGACCUCGUCGGCAGAAGAAGACGUACCCACAUGUGGUUACCUGAACGUGUUGUCCAAUAACCGCUGGCGGGAGCGCUGGUGCCGCCUGAAAGACAACCAGCUGCUCCUCCAUAAAGACCGAGACGACCUGAAGAGCCACAUUGCCUCUCUGCCUCUCCGAGGCUGCGAGGUCAGCCCCGGCCUCGACCACAAACACCCCUUUGCCUUCCGCCUGCUUCGUAACAGCCAAGAGGUGGCUGUACUGGAGGCCUCCUCCUCAGAGGAGAUGGGUCGCUGGUUGGGGGUUUUGUUGGCAGAGACUGGCUCCACCACGGACCCAGCCACCCUGCACUAUGACUACAUCGACGUCGAGACCACCGCCAACGUCAUCCAGUUGGCCAAGCAGUCCUUCUGUUUCACCAGUAAGCGUGCUGUCUCCCCUAACCCGUACCUGGACAACCCAGUCAAUGGCUAUGCCUGCCCCACUGGAAUGGCUCUGCACUAUGAUGAUGUGCCCAUUAAUGGAACGGAACUGCUGGUGCUGUACUCCAGUCCCAGCCCAGCAGGCUGCAAAAAGAAAGAGGAGGGGCACUAUGAGAACACUGAACUCUAUGAGAACAUGCCCUCACCCAAGCUGGCCACUCGCUAUCCUCCUAAGUCUUCUUCUACUUCCUCUUCCUCCACCUCUACCAGCCACUACAAAACCCCUGUUUCAAAAAAAAUCUCCUCUAAGUUCCUCUCUACUGAUACUAAAACUAAAGACACUGCUCAGCUGAAGGGAAAGAAGGGCACAGUCACCAAUGGGAUGACAUCAAAACAGAAGGCAGAGCCAAAGAACCAGUCCAAGAAGAAUGGAGUUCAUGGGACAGCCUCUCUGAAACGCAACAACUCCAAUGCAGAGCAGUGCAAGUACGGGAAGAACCGUGUGGAGGCAGACGCCAAACGGCUGCAGACCAAGGAGGAAGAGUUGAUGAAGAAGAAGCAGGAGAUCAGGAACCAUCUGACCCAGCUGAAAAAUCAGAGGAGAGACAUGCGCACUGCUGUGGAGGCUGCUGCUGGCAAACGUUCUCAUGGCUCCCUGUCGGAGCGGCUUAAGAAGGUGGAGGAGGACUGCCGGCAGAAGGAGGAAGAGAGGGUGAACCUGGAGCUGGAGCUGACAGAGGUGAAGGAGAGCCUGAAGAAGGCCCUGAGCGGAGGGGUCACUCUGGGCCUUACCAUUGAACCAAAAGCUGGCUCCUCUGGCCUCCAGUCACCCUCAAUGUUGAGACGGACACAGGAGUCUUCUCCUUUCUCCAGCUGCGACACCAGUGACACAGAGUCCUGCUCCCUGCCAGUCAACAGCGCUUCGCUGCUGCGCCGACAGCAGGGCGGUCAGAAGGCCUCACCGGUUCGUGGACACGUCCUCAGGAAGGCCAAGGAAUGGGAGCAGAAGAACGGCACAUAAACCACUCAACCCCUCACAUCAGUCUCACUUUAAGUCCUUUUCUUCUUUUUAAGAUAUUGUCUAUAUAUUUAUUUAUAGCUGUUCAUACAGACCGAUAGCAUGGAGGAGGACACAGUCAUAGCAUUCACAUGGACCAAAACAAGUGGCUGGUUUUAGUAUACUGUAAGUACCACAGCAUACAGACAUAGCAACCUUUUUAAACGUUUGAACUAGUGAGCAGGCUUAGUGUACUGAGGUGUGCAGCUUGUGUUGUCCACUGUACCUUCUUUUUUAAGCAAAGACCAGUCUUUUUUUUCCACUCAAAUUCUUACAGCAGUUUGGGUUCAAAAAGAUCAAAGUCAAAACCAAGUAUUUAUUUGUAAAUGUUUAAAGGAAAUACUAGCUUCCCUUUGUUUAUUUAUGUUGAUUUAUUUAAAGGGUUUUUUGUAGAAUUUGGUUAAUUAAUGAUUAUCAUUCAUGGGUGUCAGCAUCGGCACACAAAGUGCACCUUUAAGGGUCACAAUAAUCAUAACACACACCAGCUGUGAAACAAUGCAGCUCCUUUCUAAGAGUUAUUUCAAGAAGCAGUUACUUGACUUAUUGUAUCAUCCGAUAAGCUGAAAACCACUGAAACAAUGGGAGGUUGACUUGCAUGGAUGUGACACAUGUUCAAAUGAAUACAAGGCUGAGCCUGUACCAGAGAAGAGGCGCAUGAAGUGCAUAAGAACUGCACAUGUUGAUCUGACUUGUUAUUGUUGGGUCAGCGCAAAGACAUUUUUACGCACAAAAAGUAAUAUAUCACUAGGAAUUUUUUCCAACCAAUCCAUGGUCAGACUAAUUCACAAUUGCAUUUUUACGUCCCUAUCCCAAGUGCAUUUUGAUGGUAUAUGUGGGUAAUGGUGAAUCCCCUGUUUAUUAAGUUUAUUUCCUGAGAGAAAGAGACAUCCAGCAUACUUUCCUUUCCUGGACGUCUAUAUAACUCAAAAAUGGACAAAAGUCAAGCAUCUGUGAGUUCCUCUGUAUAUGAAUCAGCCCGAACCCUAAGUCUCUUAAUAUGUCCGUGGCUUUUCUGCCCUCGAACCCAUAUACAUGUACGUUCCUGUACUCGUGUAGUAGUAGUUUACUGUACUACUACCAGAUCAUGAACUCAAAGAAAUAACCCAAAACCUCUGACCUCUGGUUCCAUCUGGCUGUGCAGAGCUGUGGUUUUAUCUGAUUUAUGACAUGUUUGAGGAUUACUUGAACAUCAAUGUGUCUUUCCAUAAACAGUGACAUUAACAGUGACAGGAACUACUGUAUUCAUUCAGUAGGAAAUAUUCCUAAAUGAACCCAUUAGUAAAAUAACUGGCUGGAUGCCACUAGGGGUAAUUAAGAAAAGGUUUUUUAUGUGAACUGUCCCCUUAACUUUUACGUCUAUAUUGACUGAAGCGUAGAGUAUAAUAUUGACUUGUGUUAGAAUAAUUUAUUCCCAAUAAAUAAACAAAUAUUCUGGAUAUGCCCUGUUCCCAAAAAUAAGACACACACAAGCAGGAUAGAGGGGCGACUGCAGCAGGGUCUUAAAAUCAGCCUUGAAGAGCGUCUCCUGACGUCUUUACAGCAGAAACCAGCCGGGGAGAACUGUCAAACAGCCAGGAGUUACAGCUGUCACACGUGAUGAGCUCAAAAGGACAGACUGAAAAAGAUAUUGACUGAUAGACAAGCUACAUUAAUGUGUUUCACUAGCCCCUUGUGAAGUAAUAUAUAAGAAAUAAUGAUAAUAAACUGACAGGAAAACAAUAGGGUUUUGACCCUUCUGGCCUUGAAUCCUAAUCAAUAAUCAAUCACUCACUUCACCUCCUCUAACUUGGGUUACCAUUUGUUGCCACCUGUAUGCAAAGUCACCCAGUGCAGCUUUAACCACACUGUUUCAGAGCAGUCUUGCUAACGGAGUAACCGUGCUUCUUGAAAUAAAAGUAUGACGGAUGGCUGUGAACUCUGUAGUCUGUAGCAGGACUCCAACGGGGUGUGUGUUAGCUCUUUGAAAUUCAGGAAGGUCAGGCUCACCCUUAGAUUUGGCUCCCGUAAUCACACCACUACUGUAGCCCUGUGUCUGACUGUGUGUGUGAUGGAAGUGUGAGUGUCUACGUGUACUUGUACUAUCUUUGUGAGGAGCAGUUUGAGUUGUAGACCUUGGGAGUGAGGACAUUUUAGCUGGUCCUAACAACUUUGAGUCAGGUCACUUCAUUCUGAUGGUUCAGGUUAAGGAAUCAAUUAUUUAUUAUUAUUCAUCCUUCCUCACAGAGAUAGAAGUACAAGCGUGUGUGUUUGUGUGUGUGUGUGUGUGUGUGUGUGUGUGUGUGUGUGUGUGCUUAACUGUCUCCAAGGCACAUUCCAAACCCAUCACCAAUACACUGACUGAAAUAGGGACACUUGCUGUAAACUCUUACUUACUUGCUUUCAGUCUGCCACACACAUACACACACACACACACACACACACACACACACACACACAUCACUUGCCAAAGUGCUUUUGUGAUCAAGGCUUGCGUUCCACUGCCUACGCUCUGCCGCCAUGUGGAUACUGUUGAUUGACAGACGUAGCGUUAGUUUGCACUAUUGCUAGAGUUUGGAAAUCAAUGCUACAAACAGCACGUGGCCCCAACUGCUCCUAAACCCUGUAAAUAGUUUCUGUCCCCUCCCUGCUUUCAGAUUAAUACCCCACUGAUCUGCAGACUGCAUGUUAGCAUGAAGGCAGGCGCGUAGGGGAGUUAUAUCUACAAAUAUUUAGUUCAUUAUGAUUCCCUGUCAGCUCAGCAAGGCAUGUAACUGAGCAGGAUGUCUGAUGUCAGUAAAUGUGAAGCUGCUGUACAUAUAGUAGCUUGGCUUUGUGGGAGGGGGGGUGGGGGUGGGAGGGGGUGUAGGGGAUGAGUACAGACUCAUGCAUCAGUGUUUGUUUUUGCACCUUAUACAUUUUUUACUCUUUUGUAUAUCUUAGACAGUCUCCGCCUCGGUGACAACCUUGUACAUAAAUGAAUAAACUCACUUGAAAAACAG
This is a messenger RNA of Seriola aureovittata, 5738 nucleotides long. It is a transcript of the gene afap1, whose product is annotated as actin filament associated protein 1. The transcript is spliced from 18 exons. NCBI's taxonomy places the organism in Eukaryota, Metazoa, Chordata, Actinopteri, Carangiformes, Carangidae. Bases 253 to 2724 code for a protein of 823 amino acids. The record is from RefSeq and is a predicted model, not a curated record. Gene Ontology annotation, cellular component: cytosol. Gene Ontology annotation, molecular function: SH3 domain binding; SH2 domain binding.